Messenger RNA from Olea europaea var. sylvestris, 1763 nucleotides. RefSeq names its product SUPPRESSOR OF GAMMA RESPONSE 1-like. Gene Ontology annotation, biological process: regulation of DNA-templated transcription. The coding region runs from base 145 to 1320 and encodes 391 amino acids. Gene Ontology annotation, molecular function: DNA-binding transcription factor activity; transcription cis-regulatory region binding. The record is from RefSeq and is a predicted model, not a curated record. Lineage: Eukaryota; Viridiplantae; Streptophyta; Magnoliopsida; Lamiales; Oleaceae. Gene Ontology annotation, cellular component: nucleus. The transcript is spliced from 6 exons.
AAAGGCCCCAAUAACACACCACCACCUGAGUUUUCCCGCUCGUAUACACUCGCUUUUUUCGCCCAGCGGAGUAAAGAGGAAACUGCCUUACACUCUCAUCGCAGCUUCGAAUACACUGUAUACUUAUUCCGUAGAUUCUGAAUCAUGGCUAGAUCUUGGCUUAUUGAUAGCAGAGGACUUGCUAGAAAAGUGAAAAAUGCUACUCUUCCUGCUGCAUGUCAAAUCAAAGAAUGUGAGGUGAAUCGGGAAUGCCCGAAUUGCCACCAUCGCAUUGAUAACAGUGAUGUUUCUCAAGAUUGGCCUGGCCUCCCUGCUGGUGUAAAGUUUGAUCCAACUGAUGAGGAGCUGAUUGAACAUUUGGCUGCAAAAUGUGGGGUGGGGAAUUCGAAGCCGCACAUGUUUAUUGAUGAAUUCAUCCCGACUCUUGAAGGUGAAGAGGGGAUAUGUUACACCCAUCCCGAAAAUCUUCCAGGUGCUAAAAAGGAUGGAAGCAGUGUUCACUUCUUUUAUCGGACAAUCAAUGCGUAUGCUAGUGGUCGUCGUAAACGCCGAAGGAUUCAUGGCCAAGAAAGUGUGGAAAAAGGACACGUCCGCUGGCAUAAGACAGGGAAGACCAAACCCUUGAUGCAAAAUGGGAAUCAAAAAGGUUGUAAGAAAAUCAUGGUUCUGUAUGAAACAACAAAGAAGGGAUCCAAGCCUAAUAAAUGUAACUGGGUUAUGCAUCAGUUCCAUCUGGGGACUGAUGAAGACGAGAGGGAAGGAGAGUAUGUGGUUUCAAAGAUCUCAUACCAACCACAGAAGGAGACUGACAAGAAUGAGACUAAUUUGAAUCCUGAAGAAUCUGAUAUCGGGACAACCCACGGAAGUCCCAAGACUCCAAAGACAAAUACUCCCUUUCGUCCUAAACCAGUGAAAACUCCUGAUGCAGUAUCUGAUAAGGGGAUAAUACCAUCACCUCUCCAGCAGGAAGUGGAGACUUUCAAAAAGUCGUCUCAUCCUUUAUCUUAUCCUCAGUUGAAGGAACAAAUUGACUUUACUGCUACUUUGGCUGGAGAAUACCAAGCUGUUGAUAUGGAUGAUUUGCUAUUAUGCAAUGAGAUAAUUGAUUCUUACGCACCGUUGAGUGAUUUAAGGCCUAUAAAUUCUUCGAACACUCAAGUUGCUCGCAACAUAACCAACUUAACGCAGGGGGAUGGAAAUAGUACCUUCGGAAUUGCUGAUCUCGAGAACUUAGAAUUGGAUACUCCACCAGAUUUUCAGCUGGAAGAUUUGCAGUUUGCUUCUCAAGACAGUAUAUUUGAUUGGUUGGAUCGCAUCUAGACAAAGUCUGCACGAGGGUGGAAGUGAAGUCCCCGUUUUGUCCUGUCCCUCAUUGAAUUUCAGGUAAAACGUCCACUGACAAUGGAAAAAACCAGUCUUAAAGGGAUUCCAGGAAUUUUCACUUCCCCUUAUUUUCAUCAAAUGCAUUUGAUCUUACCCGACAAAGCAAUGGAGUUUCAACAACAAAUUUAUGUUGUAGCUCGGAAGUCUCUGGUUUCGCUUUUUGUGGCUCGACUGCACUAGCUUUGAGCAUCCUCGGCGUAUUUUAAUUACUAUGCUAUUAAAAACAUUGUGGUUCCAAUGCGAUUAGAAUGGUAUAUAAACUACAUUAAACUUGAGACUUGCAUAACGUGGAUUCCAUCAGGUUGAAAUGUUAGUAUAUGUAUAUAUAUCUCCCUGGUAGCACAAGGGUAUGUUUGUAAUUUUCAAUCCUUGCUUUGGUA